UAGCUCAUGCUUGCAUUGAAGAUGCGCUCUAAAACUGCCUUCUUUUGUACUUUAGUGCUGAAACUAACUUGUAGUGAAAAUGAGUUUGAAAACGCUGAAAAUAUUUUCGAACACAGUAUUGAUGAAAACGGAUAUGGCUUAAGUUGUGAAAGUCGGAAUAAAAGUAUUAUUCAUACUGAAACCGGAAAAUUAGUGAAAAGUAGAGAUGGUGUUAUUGUGAGAGCGGAAGGAAUAUUUCGAUAUAUUGGAGAAGACCCAAAUGUGUAUCUGAUGGAUUACACCCUUGAUGAAAAUGGGUAUCAGUUUGAAACAAUUGCGCUAAGUGAGGAAGACGAGGAAGUAAGAAUAAGUAGUGCAGCACUUGCCAGUUUGGCUGGAGGUGGGCUUGGYUAGGAAAAUUUAAGAAUUCUUCAAUAAAUCUACUGGUCUCUUUUUUACUCGGUUUUUUAUUAUUACUGUAAGCAUCUAAAAUCUGGAAUAAAAUACAUAUUUUAUUGGCGA
Molecule: messenger RNA, 501 nt
Organism: Tribolium madens (black flour beetle)
Lineage: Eukaryota; Metazoa; Arthropoda; Insecta; Coleoptera; Tenebrionidae
Exons: 2
Coding region: 7-393 (128 amino acids)
Source: RefSeq, a predicted model, not a curated record